Molecule: messenger RNA, 5771 nt
Organism: Gekko japonicus
Lineage: Eukaryota; Metazoa; Chordata; Lepidosauria; Squamata; Gekkonidae
Gene: MBD5
Product: methyl-CpG binding domain protein 5
Cellular component (GO): chromocenter; nucleus
Molecular function (GO): DNA binding; chromatin binding
Source: RefSeq, a predicted model, not a curated record
CAGCAUAGAUAAUGAAUGGAAGAGGACAAGAAAACAAAAAGGACAUGGCAUAUAAGAGGAUUUAAGACCUGGAACUCUUGGCUAUAACACGCCUGUAAAAAUGGGGCUUAUUCUCUCAAAACAGAAAUUACUGUAGCAAGUCAUCAAGUUUGGAGUCAUGCUGCUGAACUAGAAAUAAGUAUUUUUCUCUCUUUUCGGCCAGUAACAGAGCAUUGAUGGAUUAUGAUUUUCCCUAUUUGGAAACAUUCAUUUUACCCAUUUAGGCUAUCCUCAUGACUACAUAAGGAACAGACAGUUUCACACAAUAUUGAUCAUGAUGGGCAACUGAACUUGUCCAAACACACAAACGCAAAAAUGGCAGAUUUUGCAGACUUGGUUCCAAAUUGAACCAGAGCUUCCCAAUGCACUUUUUACAAUCUGGGAAUUGCUGUACUGUAUGGCCGCCUUCUGAAGACCAUGACGACAUAUAAAAUAAGGAUAUCAUCUUAUUGUUGAUAUCUUUGAAGAGUCAUAAGUAGAAUCAGAAAAAUGAAUGGAGGCAAGGAGUGUGAUAUUGGGGACAAGGAUGGAGGGCUGCCUGCAGUACAAGUUCCGGUUGGUUGGCAACGGCGAGUGGAUCAAAGUGGAGUUCUGUAUAUUAGUCCUAGUGGGUCUUUAUUGUCCUGUUUGGAGCAGGUUAAAACAUACCUGCUGACGGAUGGAACAUGCAAGUGUGGUUUAGAAUGCCCUCUCAUCCUUCCCAAGGUAUUUAAUUUUGAUCCUGGAGUUGCUGUGACACAAAGAACAGCUGAAGAUGUUAAAGCAGAUGAAGAUGUCACUAAGCUAUGCAUUCACAAAAGGAAAAUUAUUGCAGUGGCUACACUUCAUAAAAGCAUGGAAGCGCCACAUCCGUCUCUGGUUCUGACUAGUCCUGGAGGUGGAACAAGUGCAACUCCAAUAGUACCUUCACGAGCGACAACUCCAAGAUCAGUGAGGAAUAAAUCACAUGAAGGGAUUACAAAUUCUGUGAUGUCAGAAUGUAAGACUCCUUUCAAGUUGAUGAUGGGGGCCUCAAAUGCCAUGGGUAGGCUGUAUGUGCAAGAGAUGACUGGAAGCCAGCAGCAAGAACUUCAUUCUGUCUAUCCCAGGCAGAGAUUGGGCAGUAAUGAACAUGGACAGAAGUCUCCGUAUCGAGGCAGUCAUGGAGGAAUGGCUAGUCCAGCUUCAUCAGGAUCACAAAUAUAUGGAGAUGGCUCGAUCUCUCCUAGGACAGACCCACUUGGAAGUCCAGAUAUUUUCACAAGGAAUAAUUCUGGUUUUCAUGGAGCACCUAACUCUAGCCCUGUUCAUAUGAACAGAACCCCUUUAUCCCCACCUUCAGUAAUGCUACAUGGUUCUCCUGUGCAGUCAUCAUGUGCAAUGGCUGGAAGGACUAAUAUACCUCUUUCCCCAACCCUGACCACAAAAAGUCCAGUAAUGAAAAAACCCAUGUGUAACUUUUCAACUAAUAUGGAAAUGCCACGUGCAAUGUUUCACCACAAGCCACCCCAAGGCCCUCCACCACCACCACCUCCACCUUCUUGUGCUCUUCAGAAAAAGCCAUUAACAUCAGAGAAAGAUCCACUUGGCAUUCUUGACCCUAUUCCUAGCAAACCAGUGAAUCAGAAUCCUGUUAUCAUUAAUCCAAGUACUUAUCACUCAAAUGUCCACUCUCAGGUACCUGUGAUGAAUGUAAGCAUGCCUCCAGCCGUUGUCCCUUUGCCAAGUAAUCUCCCUUUGCCAACCGUAAAACCUGGUCAUACAAAUCAUGGGAGUCAUGUGCAAAGAGUUCAGCACUCUGCUUCAACCUCUCUCACACCCUCACCAGUAACAUCACCAGUUCAUAUGAUGGGAUCUGGAAUUGGAAGGAUUGAGGCUUCGCCCCAAAGAUCACGCUCAUCUUCCACGUCAUCUGAUCAUGGAAAUUUCAUGAUGCCUCCAGUAGGACCACAGUCAUCUUGUAGUAACAUCAAAGUUCCUCCUCGAUCACCGAGGUCAACAAUAGGAUCUCCUAGACCAUCGAUGCCAUCAAGUCCUUCUACCAAAACUGAUGGACUCCAUCAAUAUAAAGACAUCCCUAAUCCGUUGAUUGCUGGAAUGAGUAAUGUAUUAAAUCCUCCAAGCAAUGCAGUUUUUCCAUCUGCAUCUGCUGGAAGUGGGCCCAUGAAAAGUCAGCCUGGCUUGCUGGGAAUGCCUUUAAAUCAGAUCUUGAACCAGCACAAUGCUGCCUCUUUUCCAGCUAGUAGUUUACUCUCAGCAGCAGCCAAAGCACAGCUAGCAAAUCAAAAUAAACUUGCUGGUAAUAAUAGCAACAGCAGUAGCAACUCUGGAACAGUUGCCAGUGGUGGCAGCAAUGAUGGACAUAGCACUUUAAACAGCAUGUUUCCUCCUACUGCCAACAUGCUUCUACCAUCAAAUGAAGGGCAAAGUGGUCGAGCAGCACUACGAGAUAAAUUGAUGUCUCAACAAAAAGACCCUUUAAGGAAAAGAAAACCACCAACCACUACAGUGUUGAGUUUGCUUAGGCAGUCUCAGUUGGAUAGUUCUGGAGUCCCUAAAUCUGGGCCUGAUUUGAUAAGAAAGCAGAACCAAGCUUCAUUUCCCAUCACUUCUAUGUCCCAGUUACUUCAAUCCAUGAGUUGUCAAAGCUCUCAUAUGAGCAGCAAUAGCACUACUGGUUGUGGGAGCUCAAAUACUGUUUUGCCUUGCUCUGCUAACCAGCUGCAUUUUACAGACACUAAUAUGAGCUCUGGUACUCUUCAGAAUUCACUGACACAGAAUAUACCUCUAAGAGGGGAAAGUAUGCACUGCCAGAAUUCAAACACUAACUUUGGCCAUGGAACUAGCCCUGGUCCAAACAACCAUCUUACAGGCUUAAUAAAUCAGAAGCAAGCCAGUGGGAAUUGUGGGGUGCUCAGUCAAUCUGGAAUGGCUUUAGGAAACUCGUUACAUCUGAACCCAGCUCAGCCAAGAAUCCAAGCAGCCUCCACUCCAGUGAUACCAAACAGCGUUGUGAGCAGUUGCAAUCAAACAAGUCCUGAAGCAGGGAGGGCAGGACCGUCAUCAUCCACUACAAUAGCUGGCACCAGUCAACCGGCCAUCACUAAGACCACAUCAGUUCUUCAAGAUGGUGUCAUCGUCACAACUGCAGCUGGAAACCCACUUCAUAGCCAGCUUCCCAUUGGGAAUGACUUUCCUUUUGUUGGACACGAACAUGCUCUGCAUUUUCCUCAGAACAGCGCUUCAAACAACAAUCUUCCGCACUCUUUGAAUUCAAAUCUCUUUAGUUCUCUACCUAUCUCUUUGCCAGUGAAUCAGCAGCACCUCCUAAACCAGAAUCUAUUAAAUAUACUGCAUGGAGAAGGCAAGUCUGAGGUCAACCUCAAUCCUUUAGGUUUUCUCAACCCAAAUGUAAAUGCUGCUUUAGCUUUGCUCUCCAGUGAUGUGGAUGGGCAGGUGCUGCAACCUGUCCAUUUUCAGCUGCUAGCAGCUCUUCUUCAGAACCAAGCCCAAACAGCUGCCAUGUUCCCCUUAGCACCUUUCAAUCUGUCCAUCUCAGAUCUGUUACAGCAACAGCAAAACAAUCCAGUGCCCUCAGUAACACAGAUGACAGCCCCGCCACCAGAUCAUUUGCUAAGCAGUCAGUCAGACACCAACAGAGCUGAGACCCUGUUAACCAGCCCCCUGGGAAACCCUUUCCCAAUCUUUUCAGGCGCAGACACUACUUCAAAUCCCCUCUUCCUCCCAGCUGUCACUGGGGCCUCAGGAUUAAUGACCUUGAAUCCCCAGCUGUUGGGAGGUGUUCUGAACUCUACAUCGGGAAACACUGCUAAUCAUCCAGAGGUUUCCAUAGCAAUCUCCUCCCAGGCUACCACUACCACAGCCACUACAUCAUCAGCAGUGGCAGCACUGUCUGUCUCAACACUUGGUGGGACAGCAGUGGUGUCAAUGGCAGAAACAUUGCUGAGCAUAUCUAAUAAUGCUGGGAGUACAUCUGGUCCAGCUAAACUCAACAGUAACUCUGUGGUGCCACAGCUACUUAACCCUCUACUGGGGACAGGUCUACUUGGUGACAUGUCAUCAAUAAACACAGCUCUUAGUAACCAUCAGCUAACGCAUCUGCAGUCCCUGUUCAACAACAAUCAGAUGUUUCCUUCAAAUCAACAGCAGCAGCUUCUCCAAGGCUAUCAGAAUCUCCAAGGUUUUCAAGGACAGCCCCCAAUUCCUGGGCCACCUAAUAAUCCAAACCCUAUGGCUUGUCUAUUCCAGAAUUUCCAGGUGAGAAUGCAGGAAGAGGCUGCUUUUCUAAACAAGAGAAUGCUCACUCAGAUGGGGAUGCCACCAAUUCCUGAAAGUCCCAACACCCCACUUCCACCUUUUCAGGAUUCUCCAUGCAACUUGCAGCAAAGGACAGAGCCAUCCGUUGGCCAGCAGACCAAGGACAACCCCAGCCUAGGUGCCCAGGGUGAUGCUUCAGUCAAUGCUAUCUACAAAGCAGUGGUAGAUGCCGCAAGCAAGGGGAUGCAAGUAGUAAUCACCACUGCAGUUAACAGUACAACGCAAAUGAGCCCCAUCCCCGCUCUGAGUGCCAUGAGUGCCUUCACAGCCUCAAUUGGUGAUCCAUUAAAUCUCUCCAGUGCUGUCAGCGCAGUAAUCCAUGGAAGAAACAUUGGCAUUUCUGAUCAUGAAGGUAGGGCAAGGAACUCUAGGGGGGCACGAAUACUGAAGAAUUCAGAACACCUAAAAAAUUCCAGUGAGGGGGAUGGCUUGGAAUACUACAAACCAACAGGUUGCAACACCCCCAAAAAACAGUGGGAAGGGGAGCAAAGCCCUGGAGGAGACAUGAACAGUUGGAAGUGUGAGGAGUUUUUAGAUCAUCAAUCCCAUAUCCACAGCAGCCCUUGCCACGAAAGACCCAACCAUGUCUCCACACUGCCCUUGGUCCAAGGCAAGCAGCAUCCAAUACUGUUACCACAGCGAAACUGUCAAAGCGAUAAAAUGUUGGAGGAGAACUUCAGGUAUAGCCAUUACAAAAGAACUAUGAUGAGUUUUAAAGAGAGACUAGAGAACACUGUGGAACGAUGCGCACACAUAAACGGAAACAGACCUCAACAGAGCAGAGGGUUUGGAGAGUUGCUGAAUGCUUCUAAGCAAGACCUGGCGGCAGUGGAGGAGCAGUCUCCGAGUUCCUCAAAUAGCUUUGAAAGUUCUCUAGUUAAAGACUACAUCCAUUACAAUGGAGACUUUAAUGCCAAAAGCAUUAAUGGGUGCGUGCCUAGUCCUUCAGAUGCUAAAAGCAUUAGUAGUGAAGAUGAUCUAAGGAAUCCCGAUUCCCCUUCUUCCAAUGAGUUGAUACAUUACAGGCCAAGGACGUUUAACGUUGGGGACUUGGUCUGGGGCCAAAUAAAAGGACUGACUUCAUGGCCUGGUAAAUUAGUAAGAGAAGAUGAUGUUCACAACUCAUGUCAACAAAGCACUGAGGAUGGGAAGGUGGAGCCCGACAAGCUGAAGACACUAACAGAAGGUCUGGAAGCUUACAACCACGUCAGAAAGAGGAAUAGAAAAAGUGGAAAGUUAAAUAACCAUUUAGAAGCUGCUAUACAUGAGGCCAUGAGUGAACUCGACAAGAUGUCUGGGAAUGUACACCAAAUUCCACAAGGAGACAGACAGUUGAAGCCUCCAAAGCCGAAGAGGAGGAAGAUCUCUAGAUAACAUUGAAUGUCUUUGUUACUGGUCCAGUACUUAAUAAAAAC